Molecule: messenger RNA, 3721 nt
Organism: Hippocampus comes (tiger tail seahorse)
Lineage: Eukaryota; Metazoa; Chordata; Actinopteri; Syngnathiformes; Syngnathidae
Exons: 8
Coding region: 724-2385 (553 amino acids)
Source: RefSeq, a predicted model, not a curated record
GGGAAAUAAAGAGGCGACUGAAGAGCUGCGACAGUCCAGUCACUGAGAGUAAAGUGCUUGGGAUCCAAAAAAAAAAAAAAAAAAAAAGGAGGUGAAGUAAUAUUUUUCCAUCCUCCUCCCGGAUGAUCUUUUUACUUGUGAACCUGACAGGAAUAUAACAGAAGAGGACAUAUUUUUUUCUGUCCUGGGAUGACUAUGGAACCUAAUUUUGUCUUCAACAUCUAGAAGAAAAAAAGAAUAAAAACAAAGAUUUAAAGGAAAGUAAAGAUGGAAUAAAAGCAUGGGUGAUUUCCCAAAGAAGAACAAUCACUAAAAAGUAUCCAAAUAUUUAAUCUUAACUAUAUUUGCUUUGCUCUUUAUACCGACAGAGGUUAAAAACAAACAACUGGAAGACAAAUAGGAUCUGUAUAAGGAGCAAAAGGGAUGCAGGAAUCCCACUUUGGAAAAUGAAGGUAAAACGCAGGAAUCUGUAUUGAAAGAAAAAAGCUCAUUUGUGUUACUGACGGACUAGCAACCGAGUCAGGCUCCCAAGGAACCAAUUUUAAAAUGGAUGAAUAAAAACAUUAAUUAUUUCAAGGGAAAAGGAGAGGCAAUUAAAAAGUUUAAAGUGAGGAAGGGCGACCAAAAGACAACAAAUAAAGAGGAAAGCAACAAUAGAAAGUGAUCUGAAAAAGCUCAAGGACAACAGAACAAACCAAGAACCAGGACAAGCUGACUACGACAAUGAAACAUUCUCUCAUCAUCUUCGUCCUCCACUUGGCAGCGCCGACGUUGAUGGCGAAAGGCGUGCCUCAGUUGCAGCUGGGGCGCUGGGUGCGCUCAGGCCUGCAGUCCCUACAGUGGGACCAGCUGCACCACUGUCUCCGCGCCUCCUCUCACUCCGAAACCGAGUGCAGGCGACUCGCCCACUUGUCUCCCUCCACCGUGGCCGUCUACGCCUCUGAACCGCGCACAGGUGCCUCCGACAAAGUGCUGGCCAUUCUCCCAGACUCUUACUCGUCCAGUGGGUUGAUCAGCUCCAAAUUUCGGAGCGCUUUCGGCAUCGGCCGAUUGGCGAAUGGGAGGGAGAGCCGACAUAGGUACCAAGCGCCUUUUCUCGCCUCCGUGAGCCAUGACGCGGUGCUGGUGCUGGACCCGAGUCCCAGCGAGAACUUUGGACACCCAGUUGCCCUCUUCUACGUGGACUUCAAUGUGACAAAGAAGAGAUGUUCCCACCUGGACGGCAUUUAUCUGGGAGAGGAGUGUUUGACUCAGGCCUUGAAAGGUCGCUGUCAGAACCAGCUGAAGCGUUGGCAGGCCGGGCCCGAAAGGCUUAUGGAACAAGGGCAUAGCUGGCUCGUGGGAGGAGCUCCACGCAGAGCUACCUUUAGCAGUCAGGUCAGUGGACGGCUCUGUGAGGUCCACUUUCUUCCCUUGGUGGUUGGAGUCGGAGACAGCAACCGGACCCAGAGACUCAGAUGUGUAGAUCACACCGAAUUUUCCAGGUGUCCUCAAUUGGUACCCAUGGGGUCCCCUAGUUUGCCCGUCUCGAGUUGCGAGCUGAACAAAAACACGAGACGCUGUCACCAGCAGCCACUGGCCACGCACCUCUCCUGCCGCCUUUACCAGACAUGCGACCAUGCGGUGCUUAUCUCUGGCGGCUGGCGGCAGCAGAUGACAUUUCAGCGACACGUGCAGAAUCUUCAGAGGUUCUACAGAAUGCUGCGUAUCAAUGGUUUUCACAAAGACCACAUCAAGACUUUCUUUGCCAGCAGUGGGCAUAAUCCAGAGGAGCUGGAGGGUGCCUACUCAGCCACGGAGAAGGCGGUGAUCCGUAACCAUGUGUCAUAUGUCUGCAGGAAACAACACUGCGCCGACUCACUGGUGCUCUACCUGAACUCGCCCACGCGCAACGAUGGGACCAUGCUCCUGUGGGACGCCAACCUCAAUGGCAUCGCUGAUCUGAAGGAGCGCUACUCAGUCAAUGAACUCUUGACUGACCUGGCUGGCUGUAGGGCAACUCGUGUUUUGUUGUUCGUGGAUCAGAGCUACAGCGGCGUUCUGUCCAAAAGGCUGAGAGGCUCCCAGAAACAUCUCAAUGUAGUUCUAAUCCCAAACCAGAAAUUGUUGACUCAAAACUACCAGAACCAGCGGGUGAGCAUGAGCUCGGAGGACAGCAGCUGGGCACAUAUUGGUCCGUCAACAUGCUUGUUGGACUACCUGGAGAAGAGUGCGGGUGAUUCCCACCUGUUGGACCAGUGGGCCGGCCUCUUAAACAUCACCCUGGCAGGAGCUCCGUGCAACGCCACACCUCCGCUAACGGACAGCGAGAUGAGGCGAUGGUACCAGGGAUGCCAGAACCUGCCGACCGCACUCUGGCACAGGAAGUACCAAAGCAGCAACUAAAAAAGGGAGCGAGACACAAAAUGACUGACCAGACAGUGGGCGAGAGAGGAAAACACCUCACUUCCACAAUACAUGUUAAGAGUUAAUCACAUGCAUGUGUAGAUGGACAGUAGAUGCAAUGCGUGUGUGUGUGUUUAGUGUGUGUUUGCGUGCGGGGAUGUAUGUAUGUGUGUUUUCUGCCCUGACGCUGAACUCGGACUGCAACCAUGGUGAUGACAGCUCAUCCCAAGGGGGCGUCCUGAACCUGAACGCCAUUUGUGUGUGGAGGUUCAGCAAAAGGACAGCACUUGGGUCAGAGCUUGUGUGUGUGUGUGUGUGUGUGUGUUCAACAUUUCACAACCGAUCAUCACUCCUAUUUUAGUCCGCAUAAGUUUUCUUUUCUUCCAUUUCUUUGCUUCUUAUUUUCGUCCCAUCACUCACCCCUCACCCAUGACCUCACCCACUGACCCCUUUAUCGCACACUCACCUUAACUUAAUCAUCUGCACAUUAUUCAAGUAAGUUAGCAAAUUAUUAUAUAUUUGCAAACUUCAAUUCCCAAAACAUUUACAUCCACUAUUCAAAUCUAUAGUAUCGUAUAUCCGCAAAUAUCUUGUCGUCACAUUGAGACAAAUGAUGGGAGGCCUUUAUUCAAAAUAAAAAAAACCAACAAAAUUAUUAAAUGAAAACCAAUUACAUAAACAGAGAACAAUUCCAUACCUUUAUUCCUGUGCGUGGCUAGAGCACGAUUUGAUUGCGUAAUAGGUCCAGACCAUUUUAAGAGAGGUAUCGAAAAUGAAUGAACAAAUGAAUUGAUUACCGGUAUUUGGCAAUUAAUGUUUGGGGGGAAUAAGAAGCAGCACAGUGAACAAGUGGUGAGCAUAUCUGCCUCACAUCUGAGGGUUCAAAUCAGGAUUGUACCCAGGUACUCCACUGUUCUCCGAACAUUCCCCAGCGACAUGGAAGCUAGGUUAAUUAAAGACUCCAAAUCGUCCAAGGGUCUGAAUGUGAUCGUCAAUGCUUGUUUGUCUUUUGGUCUUUUCCUUCUAAACGACUUGCUGGCGACCGGUCCAGGGUGCACUCAAAGUUAGUUCCGAGAGCACACAGCUCACUGGAGAGGUGAGUGGAAUAAAGAUUGUCGUUUCAGACACUGAUUCCACAUAGCAUAAGAUCAUUUUGACUAUCCACGGGGAACUCAUGUUUAGCAGGAGUUGGAUUUCACUCUUUCACUUUCGUCAUACCUCUGAGAGACCUUUGUAGUAGACCAGCGCGUCGAUAAAACUAUUCUGUGGUGUUUGCUCUGUUGAGUGUGUGAGAGAAGUAAGAGUUCUGCCCUGAGCAUCCCACACUUCCCGAACG